GCUGGGACGCGCGCGCCGGGACGCACUUUAGGGCGCAAUGGCCGCGUGGGCAGAGAAGCUAGCUGGGCUGCGCGGGGUGCUGCUGGACAUCUCGGGAGUGCUGUACGACGGCGGCGAAGGAGGCGGCACGGCCAUCCCCGGCUCGGUCGACGCGGUGGCGAGGCUGAAGCGUUCGGGAUUGAGGGUUCGGUUCUGCACAAAUGAGUCCCAGAAGACACGGGGGGCCCAGGUCCAGCUGAUGCGGCAACUUGGUUUCGAUGUCUCUGAGGAAGAGGUGACAGCACCAGCCCCAGCUGCCUGCCAGCUUCUGCGGGAACAAGGCCUGCGGCCACACCUGCUUGUCCAUGAAGGCAUCCGUUCCGAGUUUGAUGGCAUCGACACAUCCAGCCCCAAUUGUGUAGUGCUCGGGGAUGCGGCUGAGGCCUUCUCCUUCCACAACAUGAACAUGGCCUUCCGGGUGCUCAUGGAGCUGCCCAAGCCCAAGCUCAUCGCACUGGGCACAGGGCGCUACUACAAGGAGACCUCGGGGCUGAUGCUGGACGUGGGGGCCUACGUGAAGGCACUCGAGUAUGCCUGCGGGAUCCAGGCCCAUGUGGUGGGGAAACCCUCCCCUGAGUUCUUCAAAUUGGCCUUGAGAGAACUGGGGGUCGAAGCCCACCAGGCCAUCAUGAUUGGAGAUGACAUCGUGGGUGACGUGGGCGGUGCCCAGCGCUGUGGCAUGCGGGCCCUGCAGGUGCGCACGGGCAAGUUCAGGCCCAGUGAUGAGCAGCACCCCGAGGUGACGGCCGACGGUCAUGUGGACAACUUGGCAGAGGCCGUGGACCUGCUACUGAAGCACGCAACUUUGUGAGGGGGUUUGGGGCCCCUGUGAGGGUGUUGGGGUCCUGUGUGUGGGUUGGGCAGACCCCUCUGCCCCGAUGUGGGGGGCCAGCACCCCUGUCUCCAGACUGCCCCCACUCAUCAUCUAGACAGGACUCCCCUAUCCCCCAGCUGAGGACAUCUCCUGGGGAAAUCCCCAAGCCAGCGGGGCUGCGCCCCAACACUGACACAUGUCUCCCAUUUUCCCAUGACUGUGAGGCUUCUGCCUAAUAAAAUGCUCAAGCUCCUGA
Messenger RNA from Suncus etruscus (white-toothed pygmy shrew), 1109 nucleotides. RefSeq names its product phospholysine phosphohistidine inorganic pyrophosphate phosphatase (gene LHPP). The coding region runs from base 38 to 850 and encodes 270 amino acids. The transcript is spliced from 7 exons. Lineage: Eukaryota; Metazoa; Chordata; Mammalia; Eulipotyphla; Soricidae. Gene Ontology annotation, molecular function: inorganic diphosphate phosphatase activity; phosphatase activity. The record is from RefSeq and is a predicted model, not a curated record. Gene Ontology annotation, cellular component: cytosol. Gene Ontology annotation, biological process: dephosphorylation.